AUGUCUUCUUCCGCAAGACCUUCCGGCAUUACCAAGCAGUCCUCCACAAUGGCUGCUUCGAAAAAUGCAGCUUCCGAAGCUAAAGCUGCGGCGGCGAAGAUGCACAGACGUUCGCGAUCGGGAUGUUUCACUUGCAGACUUCGCAGAAAGAAGUGUGAAGAAGGCAAGCCACACUGCAAGGCCUGCGCACAUUUAGGUCUACGAUGCGACUACAAGCGACCGAUGUGGUGGAGCAAUGGAGAGGAGCGACGCAGACAAAAGGAAAGCAUCAAGAACGCAAUCAAGCGUACGCAGCUUUGCAAGAAGGAAACCCAACAAGCUCAACAGCCACCGCUCAACACCAGCUCACCUCCUCCUCUUACACACUCGGCACCCGCUUCGGCAGAGGUUCCAUUCGCAGAGGCAUUUCCCCCAUCCAACUGUCCUUCGCAAGACUCGCCCUUUUCCGAUGCUUGCGAGUUUACGUACGGUGCUCCCGAUGGAUACUUCUCCAUGCCUCCACCUGCUCAGCCAUACAUCACGCACCACUCGCAAUAUCCCAUGUUCUCGCCGUAUGAGGUCGACAUCAAAACGGAACGCGAAAUUUAUGUCAACAACGUCGCAACCCGACGGGAUUCAACAAUCUCAACGUUCAGUACCUACCAACCUCCGCCAAUGAUCAAUGGUCUGCCAUCACAAUCUGCCGAUAGCUGGAUACAGCAGGAGCUGUACGAGAGUACCUCGGAGGAGUUCGCCGAGGAGCCAGUUGACUUUCACUUCUUCGACUUUCCGCAUGGCCCGCUCACUCCUGGCCACGAGACGAUCAUCAACGUCGAUGAUUGCGACAAGUAUCUUCUCAACCAUUUCUUUGACAAAGUGUUGAAGCUCAUCUUCCCCGUCUUGGAUGCCAACCAGCAUGGAUCAGCGCGCGCGGAUAUCAUCCUUCCCGCGUUGGAGUCGAACAAGGCGUAUUUGCAUUGUUGUCUCAGCAUCGCGGCCACGCACAUGAAGGCGACAGAGGGUGUGGUGGGCGAGCAGAUUGACAACGACGUCGUUCGUCAUCGAUACUCUGCCAUUUCCGAACUCUGUGAGGCUCUCGGCUUGGACAUUAACCAUGCGCAAAUUCUUGAGGCCACCCUUGGUAUGAUCUUCUUCCAGUGCUCGGUCGGCCGAGUCGAGGACGCGCUUCCAGACAUUCCAUGGCACCAGCACUUUUCUGCCGCRACUAGCCUGGUCAAUCGAUUGGAUCUUCCCAACGCCGUCCUCGAGCAAGGUCAACACCCCGACUUCAACAUGACCCUCACCUCGUGGAUUGAUAUUCUCGGCUCGACAAUCAUGGGUCGGCAGCCAACAUUCGCCGACACGUACCGCGAGCUCAACAUGCAGAACGGUAGUGUCGGWCUAUCGGAGCUGAUGGGAUGCGACGACAAGGUCAUGUUCCUCAUUGCCGAGAUUGCCUGCUUGGACGUUCAGCGCGACCUUGGACAUAUCGAUGAAGUGAUGAUCUGCGAGUACGUUCAGACAUUGGCCAAUGCCAUUGGUGCGACCGAAGUUCCAGUCGGCUCCGUCCAGAGCUGCUUUUCAACCACGGGUGCCAUCCGUCCCAAACAGCUGGCCAUCAACAUCACCUCUGUCUUCCGCGUUGCUGCACGCAUCUACCUCUGCACUCUGGUUCCAGGAUACUCACCCACCCAAGCGAGCAUGUGCCACCUAGUCUCGCACUUCUCCGAACUGAUGAAUUUCAUCCCCGCCGGCCCUGAAGGUUUCGACCGAUCCCUCGUCUGGCCACUCCUCAUCGCCGGCGCAGCCUCCACAGCCACAUCACCUUUCCGAUCCAUGUUUCAAGAACGCUGCGAUCGUCUGGGUGACGCUGCCAACUUUGGCUCCUUUGGCCGCAUUGGCGAACUUUUCAAAGACCUCUGGCACGUCAACGACACUGCCAUGGCUCGGGGAGAUUGUCAGGGCGUCCGCUGGCGUGACGCGAUGCAGCAGAAGGGUUGGGAUUUCCUCCUCAUCUGA
Ramularia collo-cygni is the source of this 1998-nucleotide messenger RNA. RefSeq names its product related to Transcriptional regulatory protein pro1. Lineage: Eukaryota; Fungi; Ascomycota; Dothideomycetes; Mycosphaerellales; Mycosphaerellaceae. Bases 1 to 1998 code for a protein of 665 amino acids. Gene Ontology annotation, cellular component: nucleus. The record is from RefSeq and is a predicted model, not a curated record. The transcript is spliced from 2 exons. Gene Ontology annotation, biological process: positive regulation of transcription by RNA polymerase II. Gene Ontology annotation, molecular function: zinc ion binding; DNA-binding transcription factor activity, RNA polymerase II-specific; transcription cis-regulatory region binding.